AUGACUUCUUCGCGAUCACAGCUCGGUCUAGACCUGACUGAUGAUGGAGAGUUAAAAUUCAACAGCCCAUCGAACAAUCCAUACGUGGAUUCUUUCAGCGAAGAGCUGGGCACAUAUGUUAGAGAUACUAGCAGUCUCUUGUGUAAUAAUGAAUCAGAGGCUUACUAUGACCAAGAAAUUUCUUUGAGCCAGCUCUCGGAGAUGUGCGAUGAAUUUUGGAUUGGUGGUCUAAGUGCUACGAAUGUAGCCACUUCCACUAGCAAUGGUUUAUCGGUGGAUAUGCGCGACAAGGGCAACUUAGACAGUUCGAGCCAUCUAGAGAUCAAUGAUAUUCCUUCGUUUAGUGACGAUCUUAAAGACCAAAAACAUCUCGCUACGCCUGAAAGUGUGGUACUCCGGUCUGGUUUUGAAGCGAUGUACCCCGCGUCGGGCGAUCCCGCCGGUAGGGCGUUGGAUACCAUCCACUCUUCCGAAAGGCCUUUUGCUUGCAAGCAUUGUCCCGAGACUUUUAAAAGGAGAGACGCACUCAAACGCCACGAAAGGUACCUACCAACUCAAUUUUUGUGA
Trichoderma virens Gv29-8 is the source of this 567-nucleotide messenger RNA. RefSeq lists its product as uncharacterized. The transcript has 3 exons. The coding region runs from base 1 to 567 and encodes 188 amino acids. The record is from RefSeq and is a predicted model, not a curated record. NCBI's taxonomy places the organism in Eukaryota, Fungi, Ascomycota, Sordariomycetes, Hypocreales, Hypocreaceae.